UCCAUUUUCAAUUUAAUGGCCGUAAGACAAUUCCAAUUCAACUUCUCGCGCGAUAGAUUGGUCUUUCUCUUUCGGACAUCUCAAUCUCAUUCCUUCUUUCGUAAUAAUAAAUCCCCACAAUCUUUUAUCUCUUUUCCCUCUUCUUUCUUCCUCCGCCGCCUAGCUGCGUCCGCAGCAACUCCGCCACCGCCUCAAGACCAUCGCCGCCGUCCGCGGCUUCCUCCUCCUGACGACAUGGCGCAGAAAUUCGGAAAAUCCACUCGCCGCCCCGGCGCUUCCUCCAAGGCUAGGGUUUACGCCGAUAUCAACGUCGUUCGCCCUAAGGAAUAUUGGGACUACGAAACCCUCACCGUUCAGUGGGGGGAGCAGGAUGAUUAUGAGGUGGUGAGGAAGGUCGGUAGGGGGAAAUACAGUGAGGUGUUUGAAGGGGUUCACUGUACUGAUAAUGAAAAAUGUGUUAUUAAGAUCCUCAAACCUGUGAAGAAGAAGAAGAUCAAGAGAGAAAUCAAAAUAUUACAGAAUCUUUGCGGAGGGCCCAAUAUUGUUAAGUUGCUUGACAUUGUUAGAGACCAGCAGUCGAAGACCCCAAGUCUCAUAUUUGAAUAUGUCAAUAACACUGAUUUUAAAGUACUUUAUCCUUUAUUGUCAGACUAUGACAUACGAUACUAUAUCUAUGAACUUCUAAAGGCCUUGGAUUACUGCCAUUCACAAGGAAUCAUGCAUCGGGAUGUAAAGCCCCACAAUGUAAUGAUUGACCAUGCUCAGCGUAAGCUUCGCCUUAUUGAUUGGGGGCUUGCAGAAUUCUAUCAUCCUGGGAAAGAAUAUAAUGUUCGUGUGGCUUCAAGAUAUUUCAAAGGUCCGGAGCUUCUUGUUGAUCUACAAGACUAUGAUUACUCUCUAGAUUUGUGGAGUCUUGGUUGUAUGUUUGCUGGGAUUAUAUUCCGGAAGGAGCCGUUCUUUUAUGGACACGAUAACUAUGAUCAACUGGUCAAGAUAGCUAGGGUACUUGGGACAGAUGAAUUAAAUGCAUAUUUGAAUAAGUAUCGUAUUGAGUUGGACCCACAUCUUGCAGCACUUAUUGGGAGGCACAGCAGAAAGCCAUGGCAAAGGUUCAUUAAUGUUGAAAAUCAACACUUGACUGUUCCUGAGGCUGUUGACUUUGUUGACAAGUUAUUACGAUACGAUCACCAAGAACGCCCCACUGCAAAGGAAGCCAUGGCCCAUCCAUACUUCAAUCCAAUUAGAAGUGCAGAAAGUAGUAGAGCUCGCGCACAUUGAGCUACUGAUGCUUGUGGAGAUUGUCUUUGCGAACAUUGAGCUGCUGAUGCUUGUGGAGAUUUAUGUUGUUCGUCUUUGAUUGGGGGCUUUAUCUGAACGGUUGAACUUUUAUUUGUGGUGGAACUUGCUUUUGGGAGAUUCUGCCCCUUUCUGUUGUAAAAUUCAAUUUGAUUAGCUCUUUUGCCCUACUUUACUUGCCUUUGGUUUCUUAUUUUGUAAUUUAUAUGUGGAAUAUCAUGGUCUCAAUUCAACAAUUUCAUUUGAUUGCGUGCUGAGUUUGAAAAUGAAAUCUUGAUUCAAUGAGUUAAA
This is a messenger RNA of Lathyrus oleraceus (garden pea), 1587 nucleotides long. RefSeq names its product casein kinase II subunit alpha. Bases 16 to 1278 code for a protein of 420 amino acids. Lineage: Eukaryota; Viridiplantae; Streptophyta; Magnoliopsida; Fabales; Fabaceae. Gene Ontology annotation, molecular function: protein serine/threonine kinase activity; ATP binding. Gene Ontology annotation, cellular component: cytosol; nucleus; protein kinase CK2 complex. The transcript has 10 exons. The record is from RefSeq and is a predicted model, not a curated record. Gene Ontology annotation, biological process: peptidyl-threonine phosphorylation; peptidyl-serine phosphorylation; regulation of cell cycle.